AUGUCCAUCCCCUCGAGAGCCUACCGAAUUGUGCUCCGUUUGCUUGUCGUCGUCGGGUUACUCUCAGGAACCUUUUUACUCUUUCUUCGAUACCAAUGCCUUCUCGGUGGUUAUCCAGGUGUAUAUGGCGGCUCGUGCUACAGGAGGCGGAACUAUGUGUCCAAUGACCUCGAGACGUACACCCGCGAGCCGUAUAACCCACCCCCGCACGUCGAGGUUGUCAUGGUUUCCACCCCGCGGGAGCAGUCAGCCGGGACAACAGACUGGAUGUCGAACUCGAGCUUCGCCAAGAUGACAGGGCUGCCAAAGACGCACGUCGAGGUCAAGAAGUACGUCGCCGGGGACGAAAGCGCAGAGUAUCACCCCCGAUUCAACAAGGGUCACGAGGUCUCGACAUACCUGAGCUACAUCGUCGAGAACUACGACCAACUUCCCGACAUCGUCUUGUUCAUACACGCCGAGGACAACGCCUGGCACGUGGAGCCUCUGCUCUUGGGAUCCCUGUCAUACGCCUUGACGAGGCUGGACCUUGACCAGGUGCGCGCGCGAGGGUUCGUCAACCUCCGCGUCAGCUGGAGGGGCGGCUGCCCAUAUGGCAUCAACAUGACCGGCACCAACGACGGGAAGCUCGUGGGCCAGGAGGCCCCUUAUAUGUACCAGGCGUGGGUCGAGAACUUUGCGCCGCUCGACAAGACGGCCUACUUCUCCGUCCCCGAGGUCGUCGCCGCCCCGUGCUGCAGCCAGUUCGCCGUGACGCGCGAGACUAUCCAAUCCAAGCCUAAGGCGCAGUACGAGCGCUCACUCAUGUGGCUGCAGCAGACGCGGCUCCCCGACUACUUAUCCGGUCGGGUUUGGGAGAGAUUUUUUCAGUUCCUCUUUGCCGGUAGGGCGCGCGACUGCCCAGACGAGAGGAAGACCUAUUGUACCCUCUACAAACUCUGCCUCGACGUCGACCAGUGGAUGGAGUACAAAGCAGCCGAGGAGGAAGACGCCGACUUGAGGCUGGCGCUGUCCAGCGUGUGGAGUGUCGUGUGGAAGCUGCAGGUGACAAAGCGACUUGCGCAUCUUGGCAGCACCAUGAGGAGGCUAAGGCAGCUGGCGCUCGUUCAGGGUCAAAAGGGGGAAGUGGUUAGACACAUAAGAGACUUAUACAGUGCCUUUGACGCCCUUGAAGAAAUCCGUGCAGCUAAAGAGGUCCACGCCCUCGACCGAACCACAGCCUUGCAUAACCCUAAGCUUACUUUCCAGAUUCUCUCGGCCGGGGCCAUUAGCUUCCUCCUCGGGGGUGCAGCCAACGCCGCCGUCAUUACCGGCCGCCAGGAGCUCAUCACCGUCAAGCUCUGUCCGCACGAGAACCUUGAAGGAGACUGCUGGUUCAUUGAUGUCAAUGAGUGCACCAACGUCCAGGAGCACAUGAACGACAUGGUCAGCUCCUUCGACACGGGUGAACGCACCUGCACCUUUUUCGAGAGGGAGAACUGCGGGGGUCACUCUUACACCGCCAGGGGCCAGAGGAAGACGCUUCCCAAGGACUUUAAUGACCAGAUCAGCUCGCUCAAGUGCAACUUGGGUCCAUAG
Messenger RNA from Pyricularia pennisetigena, 1578 nucleotides. RefSeq lists its product as uncharacterized. The coding region runs from base 1 to 1578 and encodes 525 amino acids. The transcript is spliced from 5 exons. Lineage: Eukaryota; Fungi; Ascomycota; Sordariomycetes; Magnaporthales; Pyriculariaceae. The record is from RefSeq and is a predicted model, not a curated record.